Anguilla rostrata (American eel) is the source of this 7673-nucleotide messenger RNA. Its product is annotated as cGMP-inhibited 3',5'-cyclic phosphodiesterase 3A-like. Gene Ontology annotation, molecular function: calmodulin-activated 3',5'-cyclic-GMP phosphodiesterase activity. Gene Ontology annotation, biological process: oocyte maturation; positive regulation of oocyte development. The record is from RefSeq and is a predicted model, not a curated record. The transcript is spliced from 14 exons. Lineage: Eukaryota; Metazoa; Chordata; Actinopteri; Anguilliformes; Anguillidae. Gene Ontology annotation, cellular component: cytosol. The coding region runs from base 1575 to 4718 and encodes 1047 amino acids.
UUUUAAAUUAAGAGUACAUUUCCAGUGGAAGUACAAAUAUGAAAAUAGUUUUGUUAAAGUCAAAAGUCAAAAAUGGGCUGCUUGUAUUUAGAAAUACUGAGAUUUCUGCAGCAGAACAGAGGCUGUUUUCUGUGUGCCAGUGUGCCAUUGCCCAGAGGCUUGUAUUGGAAUGGGCUCACUUAGUGGAUGUAAGUGAAAUCAACUGAAUUUAAAACAUACUAUAUUAUUUAUUCGCUUAGCCGAUGUCCUCAACCAGGACAACCUACACGACCGACACUUUAUAUAUCAUAAAUUUAUGAAUCUGGGUAUAUUCUCUGAAGCAGAUCAGCUUAAGUGAAUUUAAAAGGCAUGCCAUGACUGUGGCUCACUCAGGAAUCAACCCGGCGACCUCUCUUGCACGUAAAGCAAAAUUUUAAUAUUCAGAAGAUGGAUUCGUUUAGACAGAACUGACGAUUGUGAACACAUAAAUAUGUAAACUUCUCUACACUGCUUUACGACGUUGACAGAACGUGCCUUUAUUCAAAAUGCACCUUUUUCCGAUUCCCUGGAACGUGUACCGGCAUUCUGAAUAGCCUAAAGCGGAAGUGAAAUGAUAUGUUUUAAAAAAUACUUUCAAAACACGUAUGCAUCUUUAACAGUAGUUUUUAUUGACCACAAUGUAUCCUCUUUUUUGUUAUUAUUUUUUUAUACCAGAUUCAGUUGCCUUUUUCCUGAGAAACUAUCUGGCUGGGUGGCGACAGUUCUUAAAUAGGCUAACCUAUGCAUUACUCAGAUAUCCGCGUGUGUAGUUGAAUAAUCUGACAGUCUGUUGUACAGCGGUGAUGCAGCUGCAUUGCAUGACACAUCUCCUUGCAGUAUAUACCUGUACGAACACAUCAGAGGAGGAGAUUACUACUAAGUGUCACUGCUAAUGGCAGAACAUACAGUUUCCCCCUCCCUCUGUCGUUUCUGGAUUUAUAGUUCUGCCUAGUGAGCAGCAGGAUUUAUUGCCGUUUCUCCUCAUUUAAAAAGAUCCGAAAAAACAAUGACCGGACAGCGCGCAGCUACGUAGAGAAAGUGAACGUGAAUGACGCUCGUAUAUUGUCAAGAAGAAAGCGCGCUUGAAUGGAUGGGAUAAACGUGAACGGCGAGGAGGGAAUUAAGACUGAGAGAAACGCUGGGAUCCCGCGCAGGACAAAGGAGAGCGCAGUGAAGAACUGCGAUGGCCUAGAUUUGUAAAACCUCAGAAGCUGGUCUGUCAUUCUGCCGCACUGGAUUCCGUUUAAGACGCUAGAUUUAUUAUUUUAUUUUUUUUGUGUGUAUUUGAAUGCCGAGUGCCUUGGGGUAAGCCUUAUAGUAUCAGAUGUUCGCAACUUCGCGCAAAAAUGCAUCAAUGGAACACACUCGAAAACGUAAUCCUUUACGUUUUAAAAAUAAAAAUAAUUGAAAACAGUGACACUUUUGAGAGGUUUGGCAUGUUUUGUUUCUCGAUGGUUGUUUAUCCAGAGCAUUGACUACGCCAUGGCUAUUUAACCCCGCGGUUAAAUGAGUAAAUAUACUUUUAUGUUCUCGCAACAAUGUUAACUCUUUGAAUUAUGGCGAUGACCGCGGAAUCUGGUGGUAGCUGCGGCGCAUCCCGUAAAAGCGACGGGAAAAGCCCCGGGGCCCCAGACCGCAAUGGUAACGCGAAAACUUGCAUCGCGUCUUUGUCUCAGCGUCCGGACUACAGAGCGUUGCCGAGACUGGCGCUGGACAAAAUACGGAGUUCCGAGAGACUUUCGUCUGCAGUCUUCGUGGGGUCGCUUUCGGUCUUUCUCGCCCUGGUGGUUAAAUUCGUGAACUGGGGAUGCGAGCGCAGCGGCAGAAGCAAUAGCAGACAGACCGGGUCUCCCGUCAUUUUCACGUCCAGCUGCGCGGGGGAGCUAUUGCUAACUUGGUGGCAUCUGCUUUCCACAAUCGUCACCCUCCUUUGUGCCUUCUUCUGGGUCGGCUUGCAUCUGAUCCGCUGUGGAGUCCUGGUCCAAACAGUCCUUUUUCUUUUGACCGCGUGCCAGCUGGGCGAAGCGGCGGCGCAGUCGCUCGUGCACGGGGCGGAGGGGCAGUUGCUCUCGUUCACUUCGACCGUGGUGGUGCUCGCGUGCCUGGCGAGCGGCGCACUGAUGGUGGCGAAGCUCGAGCACGGGAUCUCCAUCAUCGUCUUCAUCAGCGUCGUCCGGACGGUCUCCAUAAUUUCGCUGAGCAAAGUACGGGCCAGCUGGAGACCGUACUUGGCGUACGUCGUCGGGGUGCUCGGCGUCUUAUUAGCGAGGUAUGCCGACAAGCUGCUGCCGAGCCAAGGGGUACAGAGGGAGGGCUGUACCUCCGUGACCGGGGCAAAGGAAGAUAUCCCGGUUUUUAAAAGGCGAAGGAGGUCCAGCUCCGUGAUAUCGUCGGAAAUGGGACACGGUCAGUCUAACAGCAAGUCGCGCCGGCGCACCUCCCUCCCGUGCAUACAGAGGGACCAGACGCUGUUCCAGUCUGAACUGGACCACAAGCGGGGCCCUCGGAUGUCCCAGUCCCUGGGCACCAGCGUGGCGGUGGACGUCGCCGUGAUGGGCGAGGCCCACGGCCUCAUCUCGGACCUGCUGGCGGACCCCUCCCUGUCCCCAAACACCUGCACCUCGCUCCGCGCCGUCAGCAACCUGCUGAGCACCCAGCUGACCUUCCAGCCCCCCCCGCACCGGCCCCGCCUCAACACGCUGGGCUCCUUCAGCGACACCCACGCCUGCUCCGACUCCGACGACGGCGGCGGCAGCGGCAGCCUGGACAGGGUCGAGAGGCUGGCCAUCGCCAAGCGUCUCAGGCGGAGCCUGCCCCAGGGGGUCCUGCACAGGGUCUCCUCCAGCUGGACCACCACCACCUCCGCCACGGGCCUCCCCACCCUGGAGCCGGGACCCGUGUGCCGGGACCGCUCCGCCAGCGGCAAGCUCGCGCACGAGGGCUCCACCUGCAGCUGUGGGCGAGCCUAUGCUAAGCUAAGCCACGGGGAAGGGUCAGCUGACAGGAUACACCGAACACACGACCCGGCGAUGACGUCGUCUGACUACGACAGCACGUACGAGACCAACAACAGCGACAGCAGCGACGUGGCGCAGAACGACGACGAGCCCCGGGGAAGCAGGAAGCCCGCGGAGCCGCCGGAGGGGUGCAGGGCGUGCCCGUCCGAAAACAGCGUCCUGCACCCCUUAAUACACACAGGGGAAGAGCCCAUUCUGGCCCCCGAGCCCCUGGUGAUGGCGGAGCUGGAGCCGCUGAUGAGCCAGCUCAACAACUGGAACUUCCCCAUCUUCAGCCUGGUGGAGAGAACGCACGGCGACGGCGGCCGCAUCCUCAGCCAGGUGUCCUUCAGGCUCUUUGAAGACACGGGGCUGUUCGAGACGUUCAAGAUCCCCGCGCGCGAGUUCAUGAACUACUUCCACGCCCUGGAGAGCGGGUACCGGGACAUACCGUAUCACAACAGGAUCCACGCCACCGACGUGCUGCACGCGGUCUGGUACCUCACCACGCAGGCCGUCCCGGGUCUGCCCAGCCUCGUCAACGACCACAGCUCCGCCAGCGACUCCGACUCGGACAGCGGCAUCACGCACAGCCACAUGGGCUUCCUGCUGUCCAAGACGUACGCGGCGUCGGAGGACGGCUACGGCUGCCUGUCGGGCCUCGUCCCCGCCCUGGAGCUCAUGGCGCUGUACGUGGCGGCCGCCAUGCACGACUACGACCACCCGGGCAGGACCAACGCCUUCCUGGUGGCCACCGGCGCGCCGCAGGCCGUCCUGUACAACGACCGCUCGGUGCUGGAGAACCACCACGCCGCCUCCGCCUGGAACCUGUUCAUGUCGCGGCCCGAGUACAACUUCCUGGUCAACCUGGACCACGUGGAGUUCAAGCGCUUCCGCUUCCUGGUCAUCGAGGCCAUCCUGGCCACCGACCUGAAGAAGCACUUCGACUUCCUGGCCGAGUUCAACGCCAAGGUGGGGGAUGACGGGAGCCCGGGCAUCGACUGGGCCAAUGAGAACGACCGGCUGCUGGUGUGCCAGAUGUGCAUCAAGCUGGCCGACGUCAACGGGCCCCUGAAGAGCCGGGACCUGCACCUGCAGUGGACCGAGGGCAUCGUCAACGAGUUCUACCAGCAGGGUGACGAGGAGUCCAGCCUGGGCCUUCCCAUCAGCCCCUUCAUGGACCGGGCGGCGCCGCAGCUGGCCGAGCUGCAGGAGUCCUUCAUCGCGCACAUCGUGGGGCCGCUCUGCGGCUCCUACCACUCCGCCGCCCUCAUGCCCGGCCGCUGGGCCGAGCGCGGGGACGAGGAGGAGGAGGAGGAGGGGGAGGAAGAGGACGCGGCGGCGGCGGAGGAGGACAACGCGUACGCCGGCUCCGAGGCCUCCCGGAGCGGGACGGAGAAGAGGCGGAAGGCGUUCUGCCCCAUGACCCGCCACCUGCUGGAGAACCACCGGAUGUGGAAGGAGGUGAUCGCGGAGGCGGGGCUGAAACCGGGGGAGGAGGAGGAGCCGGCUCGCCGCGGCAACCCCGCCGAGCCCAGCCCGGCCAUCCACGAGGAGGAGGAGGAGGAGGAGGAGGAGGAGGAGGAGCCGGGCAGCAAAGGGGCGGGGCCCGAGGAAGGCCCGGUGCGGCAGGCGGAGUCGGAGGCGGAGCUUGAGGCCCCGGAGUCCGAAACCGCCGAGGAAGAGGAGGGGCUGCCAGAUUGACACUGCUGACGAAGAGCGAGCCAAAGCAUUGUUUUAUUUUUGCUUUUUUAAAAACUGAUAUUUUUACUGGCAGCACAUGACUUAGACACAACACUGUAGAAGUUUGGGGAGUAUGUGCCUAUAGGAAACAGGGUGGGGUGAGGGUGGGGUUUUUGGGUAGGAAGGGGUGGGGCUAAGGAUCCAUUUGGGGAAGCUUCCAUCCUGUAUUAUUGGACCACGAAUCAGACACCACUAGGCGGGUGAGCCUGACCAAUCAAAAUCCCCAAAGCAACGUGCACACGGUGGACUCUACGGACUGCUCUUUUUUUUCCUAAGAGAAAUAUUUUUAAAUAAAAUAACUAUUUAAAAAAAAAAAAGAAAGGAGAAACAAUGAAACACGUUUUUUAAUUUUAUUUUUAUUUGUUGUUUGAUUUGACACAACAAACUCGUCUUAUAGCGGGAUUUACAGCAUUCCCCCAAAUGAGGUGUUUGUUUUCUCUGUUUGUCCCGUCUCCGUCUGUCCGUCCCAUCUGUCUGGGCGCGCGGUAAGCUAGCUGCGCGGUAAGCUAGCUGCGCGAGCGUCUGCCCGGAGCCCAUUCCAGCGCGGGCUAGCGGGCUAACGGGCUAGCGGGCUAGCGGGCUAGCGGGGCGGGAAUAGCGCGAGUCUUAAAGCUCUAUCCCGGCUUCCUGGAAAGCACAGCGAGGUUCGCGCCACGUUUUUUUUUCUUCUUCUUCCUGGCGGUUAGUCGUCCUGGUCUGGGAAGCCCCACCGCGGUCCCGCAGUCCCCCCUGCACUGUCCACCCACCUGUCAGCCGGCUUUCUGGUCCUCUUCCCAUCUCGCUUUAUCACCUGCUGGUUUUCAUUACUGACCCUGGCCGUUUCACACCUUCAUACUAGUGUGUCUUCAGCCCUGUUCCUGGAGAUCUUCCCUCCUCUUAGGUUUUGCAUUUCGACCCUAAUUUGGCACACCCGACUCCACUAAUUAGCAGCACAAUGAGAUAUCCAGCUGUUGAAUGAGGUGUGUGUGUGCUUUGUUAGGGUUUGAGUGAAAACCUACAGGACUGUAGAUCUCCAGGAGCAGGUUUUCACUCCAAACCCCGGCAAAGCGCACGUUCAGCAACUAGAGAAUCUCAUUGAGAUGCUAAUUAGUGGAAUCAGUGCCAAGCUUGAGUGGAAAUGAAAACUUGCAGGAUGGUGAUGUCAGGGAACAGGGUUUGGAACCACAGCUUGGUUUCCUCGCAAACAGAUGGCUAGCAAGGGAACUACUCGUAUGAACUACUUGUAACUGUUGUCAUGUAUCGCCCGUGGCACACCUCAAAGAGACGCCGCGGUCCACAUCAACAUUUUGGUGGUCAGCGGCGCCGAAGCAGUACCUCGACGCGGACCGGGCGCCGGCCCCCCAGCGAGAGGCACCCGUGCCCUUUCACAGAGAACUUCCACAGGCCGCGGUCCAAAAGUGCACGACCGGCGCACGCAAAAAGGCGUAGAAUCUGUCUGGUUUCGGUUCGUCCAGGGACGGUCGAGGUCUCGCGGCACGCGGCCAGGCGAACACCGGUAAACGUCUUAGCCGCUGCGCUGAUCUGGGUUUCGACCCAGAGUAAUUUAGUCCUCCAUUUUGCUUGACAAAUUACAGAGACGGAAAUGACAGGGAGAUAACGGCGGAUUCGGUAGUGCCGCUUUGGUACUACGAGUUCAGCAGCCGGAGGCGUAAGAAAAAGAGGUGCUUCUGUUUCACAGUAGACCCGUUAAAAAAAAGUCCUGGCGGGAGGAGUCGGUUUUGCUCCAGACUUCGGAGAACUCUGUUUCUCUUGACGUUGGAUGCCUGAGCCCUCCGCUGCAGGGGCGGCCGUGUUCUGGAACUUUCCAGCUCGCGGGGGGGGGGGGGGGGUCUCCUGGUCCGGGGCACCGGCGGUCGAACGGGCCAAUGCGGCGCGACCGUUGCGACCCCUCACCCGUAGAGACUGUCCAAUCAGUAAGUUGGUGGGCGGGGCCUCUACUCACAAGAGACUCUAGAAGGCAGUGGGGGUUUUUUUUCCCCCCCUAUUUAACUUGAUGUAUCCUUGCAGAUCUAUUGGCCAUCUCUGAUAAACGGGCACUGAGAGAUUAGUAAUAAUUGCACCGCAGGUUGUUGAAGGGGAAGAUGGAUGGAACGGCUGCUUGCUUUUUUCUAUGCUUUACCCCAAUCUCUCGAGAUCUUAAUCAUUUCAGACCGGAGCUCGUUUUUGCAGCGCCGUAGCUUUGAAGCGACGCUAAUUAAAACGCUACGCUCGGCGUCUGCAGAAGGGCGCGUUUCCCUUACCGUGGCGAACGCCCUCUUAUGCGACCGCCCGCUAUCCUGCAGAAAAUCGUUUUUCACCGAAAGCCGUCUCCUGCCGUUAAAGCGACGUCAACACUUCUGCGUCCUGAACGUUGUCAUUGCGCUCUGGGGUUUUUUUUUCGGGAAGAGAGAACCUCUUUCUGUUUAUCAGCAUUUUAGUAAUACAGCUCGUCGGUUUAACUCCUUUGUUUUUCGUUCGUUCAGUUACGAGUGCUGAAAAGAGUAAUUCUCCGAAUCAGAUCUUGAGUUCUGCCCCCUGGUGGCAGUGGAGUUUAAAGCUCAGAACAUAACAUUGACCGUUGCUGCAGCCUGUGAUUGGCUGAUUCCGGCUCGUCGUGGCCCCAGGCACACGCUGGCUCCCGAUCGGCUGAAUCGUUCCACUUCUGUGCUCCCUUAAUGUAAAACAGAGCCGCGAGCUCCGCCCCACCCUCCCCUCCCCCUCUGCGUAAGCUCCUCCCCUCCCACCGUAGCUCCUCCCCCAAUGUCAAAGACACACCGCGUCCUUCGCUUCUCUUCCCUCUUUCCCCUCCUCCCCUUUAAAAACGCUGAAACGUCCCUGGAAGACGUCGCGCUCGAAACGCGCCCAAUCGAUGGCGGGGAUUUUCCGAGUCGCCGCCGUCCGAGCGGUGUAAUCUUUCCGCACGCUGCCCGCGGCGCA